AUGUCUUCAAGCUCUAUUGGGUCAACACAAUGGUUGCGAGAAAUGCGCUGUUGGUGUGGGGAAGUUGCUCCGGUGAAGAUGUCGUGGAGUAAUGCGAAUCCAGGGAAGAGAUAUAGAGCUUGUCCACAUUAUGGAGGUAAUGGCAAUUGCUGGUAUUUUGAAUUGAUUGAUUCCGAUGUCACCGAGCGUGUAUCAAGAGUUAUUAGAGGGCUAUUGAAGAAGUUGGAUAAGAAGGACAAUGAAAUUGAACGGCUACAAACUGCAAUUGAAAAACAAAAUGGUGUGGUUAAGAAGAUGAAGUUGGAGUCUAAAUUGCAAUUCUUGUUUGGGUUUGCAGUUGGAAUUGUAGUUGGCCUUCUUUGUUUGAAGGCUUGGGUGAAUACAUAUGAACAAACUCCCAAGGUUUUCAAGCUGAAUUAG
Ipomoea triloba (trilobed morning glory) is the source of this 420-nucleotide messenger RNA. RefSeq lists its product as uncharacterized. The transcript has 2 exons. The record is from RefSeq and is a predicted model, not a curated record. Lineage: Eukaryota; Viridiplantae; Streptophyta; Magnoliopsida; Solanales; Convolvulaceae. Bases 1 to 420 code for a protein of 139 amino acids.